Molecule: messenger RNA, 1997 nt
Organism: Harmonia axyridis
Lineage: Eukaryota; Metazoa; Arthropoda; Insecta; Coleoptera; Coccinellidae
Gene: Cyp4g15
Product: cytochrome P450 4g15-like
Exons: 6
Coding region: 169-1848 (559 amino acids)
Molecular function (GO): monooxygenase activity; heme binding; oxidoreductase activity, acting on paired donors, with incorporation or reduction of molecular oxygen
Source: RefSeq, a predicted model, not a curated record
CACAAUAUUCAAGAAACAACGUCAAACUUUGCCAGGAUAAAACCUCCGUCAGGAUUCCUAAAUGUACUAUAAAACGUUUUGCAUUCAAACUGAUCACAAUUCGAAGUGUUUCAGUUCUUGAAACACAAAAAUAAUUCAAGAAAAUUAACGCAUAGGUUCCAUUUAAAAAUGUCGGCUACGGUAGCAACUCCAGUGCUGGGUUCAACCCCCGGCAUUGCUUCAGCCAGUAAUGUCUUCUAUUUCCUCUUGGUACCAGCAAUGAUAUUAUGGUAUGCUUACUGGAAAAUCUCAAGGAAGCACUUGGAAGAACUUGCAGCAAAAUUACCAGGACCACCUGGUUAUCCUUUGAUAGGAAAUGCUCUAGAUUUUUCUGGCACCUCACACAUUAUCUUCAACCAUAUGAUCGAGAAAUCAAAGGAAUUUGGAAAAAUAAUCAGGAUGUGGAUUGGACACAAACUCUUCGUAUUCUUGAUGCAUCCAGACGACGUUGAGCUCAUCUUGGGUUCUCACGAACACAUUGACAAGGCUCCCGAAUACAGAUUCUUCAAACCAUGGUUGGGAGAUGGUCUUCUCAUCUCAACUGGUCCCAAAUGGAGGGCACACAGGAAACUGAUUGCUCCCGCUUUCCAUUUGAACGUACUCAAAUCUUUCAUCGACCUCUUCAACACCAACAGCUUGGACGUUGUUAAUAGGCUGAAGAAGACAAUGGGAAAAGAAAUCGAUUGCCAUGACUACAUGUCUGAGGCUACCGUGGAAAUACUUUUGGAAACUGCCAUGGGUGUAAGCAAAAAGACUCAAGACCAAAGCGGUUACGACUAUGCAAUGGCUGUCAUGAAGAUGUGCGACAUCCUCCAUCUCCGUCAUACCAAAAUGUGGUUGUACCCUGAUGUCCUCUUCAACCUCUCCAAAUACAAGUCAUACCAAGAUAAACUUAUCAACACCAUCCACAGCCUUACUCGUAAAGUAAUCAAAUCGAAGAAAGCAGCCUUCGCCAAAGGAAUCCGUGGAUCCAUUGCUGAGGUCCCAGAAAAUCUUAAAUCCAAAUCCGUUGACAACACCGAAGUUAAAACUGUCGUCGAAGGUCUAUCCUUCGGACAAUCAGCUGGAUUGAAGGACGAUUUAGAUGUUGACGAUGACAUUGGAGAGAAGAAACGUAUGGCUUUCUUGGACUUGAUGAUUGAAGCUUCCCAGAGUGGCGUUGUCAUCAAUGACGAGGAAAUUAAGGAACAGGUCGAUACCAUUAUGUUUGAAGGUCACGAUACAACUGCUGCAGGAUCUAGUUUCUUCCUUUGUAUGAUGGGCUUGCAUACCGACAUCCAAGAUAAGGUAUACGAGGAGUUGAAUGAGAUCUUCAAGGGAUCCGACAGGCCAGCAACAUUCGCUGAUACUUUGGAAAUGAAAUAUUUGGAGAGAUGUCUUAUGGAGACCCUUAGGAUGUACCCACCAGUGCCACUUAUUGCAAGGCAGCUUAGGAGAGACCUCAAAUUGACCUCCGAGGACCUUACUGUACCAGCUGGAUGCACCGUUAUAAUACCUACAUUCAAGAUCCACCGUGACCCUGUUACCUACCCCAACCCUGAGAAAUUCGACCCUGAUAACUUCUUGCCAGAACGCACUGCUAACAGACAUUACUACUCUUUCAUUCCCUUCAGCGCCGGACCCAGGAGUUGCGUUGGUCGUAAAUACGCCAUGUUGAAACUGAAGAUCCUUCUGUCUCAUCUCUUGAGAAACUUCAGGAUUGUGUCUGAUGUUCCAGAGGCAGACUACAAACUGCAAGCUGACAUCAUCUUGAAACGAGAGGAUGGUUUCAGGAUAAAACUUGAACCAAGAAAGAAGGUUGCUGCUUAAUUUCACGACGUGAUAAAUUGUGUAUAUGCUGUAUAAAAACAAAACUAUGAAAACAUAGGAAUUGUGAAGUGAUCAAACGUAUUUUUAUUUAUAUUUAUAGAAUUAUAUAGGUACAAUGAUGCAUAACUAAUAAAAGUUAUAGGGACUGA